AGCACUGGUGCAGCUGCGCAGGGUGCGCUGCGUGCGCUGCAAGCGCAGCCGCGCAGCUGCGCGAUGGCAGUGACGAUUUUGUCAUUGCCGGACGAGGAACCUCCCAGCAUCGGCAGCCACGGCCAUGCAAGCCCCGCGCUCUCUGCCCACUCCUUUGCACCAGAGCUGCGGGCCGAGCUGCGAGAGGAGUUCACGUCGCCGAAAUCGCCCUUUUUGCAAAUCUUCACGCAGAUGGAGGUACUGCAUAAGGAGCUCCUUGCAGCAUAUCAAGAAGAGGUUGGGGAGCAUUCGGGACUAUCUGUGCUACCCGAGUUAAUUCCAAAGCAUUUCAAACUGCCUCAAGGAUCUGGGGACAAAGGAGAUGAUGAAAAUCAGGUUGAGGAGAAGCAGGAGAAGCAGGAGAAGCUGCCCGAAAAGUUGAGCAAGACCAAGUCCAAGACGGGUUCCCACACAUCUUUGCACCUCCCGGGUGAAGUGGACAUGCCCCACAUGGUUCCAGCUGCUUCUGGAAGAUCCAGUCUAGAAUCGAACAUGAGCGCUUCGCAGAAUCCAAGUAAGAUGUCCAAUAAGUUGAUGAAAAAAGCAAGAGAAGCCACUGUGAAUAUGGAGUGCCAAAUUGAAGCCGACUCCUUAGACUCUGCACUUCAGAUCCGUGAAGAGUGGGACCUUCCAGAGGAGAAGUUGUUGGAUUUGAAACGUUUGCAGCGGAGAAUGUCCAUUGGAAGCCUGGCAGGGAUGCAACAGGUCACAGUGAAGAGGCAGUAUCUCGUGAGGAGCGUGAAGGAGGAUCUUCCUUGCUACAUUGUCCAUCCACACUCGUACAAGCGGCUUGUUUGGGAUUGCUUGGCAAUAUUUGCGAUUAUCUUCGAGACGACCAUCUCUCCUUUGCACUUGUACCGGAUGAACCAUUCCAUGCAAUUAACGGCAGAAACCAUGCAAUGGGUUGCAAGCGCCUUUUGGACGCUUGACAUUCCAGCAUCCUUCUUCACCGCCGUGUAUGUCAACGAUGUGCUCCGUUUCCGAAUGAGAGACAUUGCACUGAACUACUUGAAGUCCUGGUGUCUGUAUGAUGUCUUAAUGUUGGCUGGCGACGUUGUGGUCUUGGCUAUGUCGGAGACCGAUGUACAAGCUGGGGUCUUGCGUGUAGCAAGAACACGGCGUUUGUUUCGCUUGCUGCGAGUCUUCCAAACCAUCAGACUCUGGAAGGUCUUGCAGGGCUUUCCAUCCCUUCAAAACCAGCUGACUGCGCUGAGAGCGAGGUUUGGUUCGUUGACGCAGCCAGUCAUCAGCCUUGGACUUCUCAUGGCAUUUGCAGUGCAUGUUCUGGGAAGUCUAUGGUUUGCUGCUGGUGAUACAGAAGGUGGUUGGGUGAGAGAAGAAAAUCUGCACGAAACAUCUCUGGCACAUCAAUACAUCCGGAGUUUGGAAUGGUCUGUGUCAAAGCUGCCACCAUCCGCCUUGAAAUCCACAGUGGAGCUUAACACCGCUGCAGAACGUUGGCUGGGGAUUUUUGGGACUUGCAUGGCACUUUUGACCGGAUCCCUCUUCAUUUCCGUGUUGACCAAUACCAUGGCAGAAGUUGCCCGUGAAAGGACACGGACUACAAAGAUUCUCCAGGCCGUACGCCGCUAUUGCCAUACUUAUUCCAUCUCCUAUGCCUACACCCGACAAAUGAAGCGUUACGUAGAACGAGAACAUCGACGUAAUGAAAUUCAAUGCCACAUGUCUUUGCUCCAAACUCUUCCUGAGGGCAUGGUUCGAGAGCUUUUCCAAGAGGCACGAAGUCGAACACUUCACGCCCACGCUUUCUUCAAGGAAAUUGGUCUCUCGGACCCAGGCAUGGAAUUGAAUCUCUGCAGCCAAGCCGUCAACGAGUUGUACUACUUGGCAGGAGAUGUGAUCUUCGACACCACCAGCAAAGCUGAAGGAAUGUAUCAGAUAGCGGCCGGUCAAGGCAUCUACUUUUUCUGGUCUCAAUCUGAACCGCUGGGAACGCGACGUCGGAAAGACUCCUUGGACUUCAUUAGGUUCCAAGGCGUCUUUGGCGGUGCCUCUGCACGAAGUCAAACGGCGUUUCCCAUGGUACAGACCUCAGUGGAGGCUCGAGGAUAUGUCGCCGAAGCUGCUCUAUGGGUGAAAGCCUGGAGACACCAAGGGCAACUCCAGGCACUCAUCGAGAGCAGGGCAUUGCUGGUCUCCACCGACCUCCUCUUCAAAGUGCUGCAAGGAUAUGCCAACUGUAUGGCCAAUACAGUUGUGUAUGCUCGCUGCUUUGUUCAAGAGCUAAACAAAACCGCACGUUUGUGCAAGCAAGUGACAGACCUGCCUUUGGCUCCGCUUCAGCAUAAUGAAGGUGAAAAGAAGCGGAGCCGAUCCGGUUCCAUCACCUCCAUUUUGUUCCCGCCGAAGAUAGUACAGCCAGAGAGCAGAUAGUCACUGCACGUCCAUCUGGAAUCUGGCGUGCUUUGCCGUGCCACUGUGUGUCAUGCUGCGCCAUAGUUUCAUCAAAUUCCAUUCUUUGGGCUUCCUCCGUUUCACUGUUUUUUUUUCUUAAUUGACAAGUGCCUCGGUGUCAAGUGGUGAGGGACAGAGGCAACCGCCAAAGUCGUUCGCUAUGUCUUUGCUCACCGCUGACUUAGCCGCGAAGGUUCCCUUCUUCUACUUUCAAAGAGGGGGCCCUUGCUUGUCAUGUUGGCCAAUACCUGUGCGAAGAUGUGCUUCGGUACUCUUCCAUUUUUUUGCAUGAUCUCGUGCCAUGCGCUUCCGAUGUUUAAAGGCUUAAGUCUUGCUGCAGGCAAAGGCAGAUCAUUUUUUGCCCCACCAUGUCCCACCCAGCUUUGUCUGUGCUGUGCCUGUGCGUAAAGUUAAUCAUCGUGUUCGAAAUUCGCGGAACAUGAACAAUCUUCUAAAUUUAUGAAUGCGGUUUUCAAAGGACAAGUCUUUGAUGGGAUGCUCCUGAUCUC
Messenger RNA from Cladocopium goreaui, 2963 nucleotides. The record is from the annotation of a GenBank genome assembly. Lineage: Eukaryota; Dinophyceae; Suessiales; Symbiodiniaceae.